CUCCUCCUCCACCCCGGAAGGUAUAAGUGCGGCCUCCGGCCGGAGCCGGGGCAGUGCCAUGCAGCCCGCCGGCCUCUCCCUGCUGCUCCUCUGCGCUGCGGUGCCCUCCCUGGAGGGGCACGAUGUCACCGCCAAGCGGGGCGUUUGCCCGCUGGCCUCCGGGGACCAGUUCGCCCAGUGCACGGUGCUCUGCCUGAAGGACGAGGACUGCCCCGGGGCCGGCAAGUGCUGCAGCAACGGCUGCGGGUGGGUCUGCCUGGAGCCCGCCCAGGAGAAGCCCGGGGCCUGCCCGGCUCUGUCCGGCCGAGCGCGGGGCCCCUGCCUCACCAGCUGCCGCACCGACCUCGACUGCCCCGCCAAGAAGAAGUGCUGCACCGACGGCUGCGCCCGGAGGUGCCGCAGCCCCGUGUGGGGGGCUGAGCCUCCUGUGGCGCCCCCUGCUGUCAAAGGGCUGAGGGCGGGCCGAGUGCCGUAUAGCGCCCCCUAUUGUCCGGGGGCUGAGCGCGGUAUAGCGCCCCCUACGGUCCGGGGGCUGAGCGCGGUACAGCGCCCCCUGCUGCCAAGUGGCUGCAGUGUAGCGCCCCCGGCUGCCUCGGGGCAGCGGCGGUGGGGCGCCCCCUGCUGGCACGUGGCCGGGCGGGGACCAGCGCCCCCCACCCCCCGCCCCACCCCCGUUGGCGUACCCCAAGGAGUGUGCCUGCUGCCCCGCUGGCCCGGGCCCUGCUUAGCCUUCGUCCUGCGCUUCUUCUACAACCCCGGAUCCCAGAGGUGCGAGCGCUUCAUCUUCGGCGGCUGCCACGGGAACGGCAACAACUUCGAGACCAAGGAGGCCUGCCUGUGGGCCUGCAGCAGAAAGCCGGAAGAUGACCCGCUGGAGCCCGCAAAGGUGCCGAAGUUGCCAGUCCUCGUUACGGGUCCCAGCAUCUUAGGUGCGCCCGGGGACGGCGCAGGUAAGCCCGGGGCCUGCCCGGAGGUGCCCCUGGGCACGGCUGGGAAUUGCAUGCUGCGGUGUCGAUCCGACCACGACUGUAAAGGCAGCACGAAAUGCUGUAGCAACGGCUGUGGGCUCAUCUGCAAGUUCCCAGUGUUCAGAGAGUGA
Messenger RNA from Ornithorhynchus anatinus (platypus), 1099 nucleotides. Its product is annotated as WAP four-disulfide core domain protein 3-like. NCBI's taxonomy places the organism in Eukaryota, Metazoa, Chordata, Mammalia, Monotremata, Ornithorhynchidae. Bases 59 to 1099 code for a protein of 346 amino acids. The record is from RefSeq and is a predicted model, not a curated record. Gene Ontology annotation, molecular function: serine-type endopeptidase inhibitor activity. Gene Ontology annotation, biological process: negative regulation of peptidase activity. Gene Ontology annotation, cellular component: extracellular region. The transcript is spliced from 8 exons.